AUGGAGAAGCUGGCCUCACCGGAACCAGCACACCCCUUGCAGGGCGCAGGGCCCGUUGCUGAGGUUUCUGUUGCCAAGACGGCAGGGGCUGUGGAAGACGAGGCUGCAACAUGGGUGAGAUCCAAACUGUUUGAGUGUGGGUGCAUGAAACGCUGGCUACCACAGGCCUACAGAGAAGAACUCUACCAAGUGUUACGACUCACAGGCCCACUGCUGCUGUCUCGGAUUCUGAACUUCCUCCUGCCAUUUGUUAUCACUAUAUUCUGUGGUCACAUUGGCAAUGCAGAACUGGCUGGAUAUGCACUGGCCUCAGCGACCAUUAAUAUAACCACGACUGCAACAGGCUAUGGCCUUGGUGUGGCUUGUGACACACUCAUCUCUCAGACAUUCGGAAGUAAGAACAUGAAACGCGUGGGAGUGAUUCUCCAAAGGGGUUCCCUGAUCCUGCUGCUGUUUUGUCUGCCAUGUUGGGCUAUUCUCAUCAACUCUUACAACUUACUGAUCCUCAUGCACCAAGAGGAAGAGGUGGCGAGAAUUGCCCACAUCUAUGUGAUGACAUUUCUACCAGCUGUUCCAGCUAUGUUUCUGCACCAGCUGCAGGUUGCCUACCUGCAAAACCAAGGGAUCAUAUUCCCACAGAUGUACACAGCAGGAAUGGCGAAUGUUUUUAAUGUGGGCUUCAACUACAUUUUGAUCUUCAGCCUCAAUUUGGGUGUUGUUGGAUCAGCAAUUGCUAAUAGCCUCUCUCAGAUCACCAUCUGCCUGCUGCUGUUUGGUUACAUCAGAUGGAGGAACCUCCAUCAGCAGACAUGGGGAGGUUGGUCCACUGAAUGUCUGCAGGAAUGGGGUUCUUACAUGAAGCUGGCUAUUCCGAGUGCACUUAUGAUCUGCUUUGAAUGGUGGAUCUGGGAGCUUGGAGGUUUCUUUGCUGGUUUACUUGGUGAAGUGGAUCUUGCUGCUCAGCAUGUGUUGAUGGAAAUAGGAAGCAUUGUAUACAUGUUCCCUUUAGGCGUCCAUGCGGCUGCCUGUGUGCGUGUUGGCAAUGCUCUCGGGGCCGGGAACACUGCCAGAGCUUUAGUCUCCUGCAGAGUGGCCUUAGUUCUAUCAGGAGUGCUUGCUGUUUUCCAGGGUAUUGUUAUUGCUAGCUGUAAGUCAGUCAUUGCCUUCAUAUUUACCUCUGAUGUCAACAUUGUGGCAAUCGUGUCAGAAAACCUCACAGUGUAUAUAUUUCUACAGUUCUUUGAUGCACUUCUGUGCGUCUGCUCAGGGAUUCUUGUAGGAUCUGGGAUGCAGAAAAUUGCUGCGAUCUCCAACUUGGUUGGUUACUACUGUAUCGGCCUGCCAGUGGGAAUAGCUCUCAUGUUUGCUGCCAAGCUGAGGAUAUUAGGUUUGUGGCUGGGCCUCCUUAUAUGUGUUGUCAUUGAGACGGUGUUAUUCCUGGUUCUGAUCUUUAAGCUCAACUGGAAAAAAGUCACACAGAAGGCUCAACUGCGAGCUGGGAAGAAAUUGCUGGUAACACCUGGACAUCCUCCUAGUACAGGGCUCAGUGAAGCUAUGGUGCCGGAUACUCCUAACUGCCUGGACUCAGGCCCGUUGGACAGCGGAGAAGCUCCUAAAACAGAUGGCUACAGUCCGGUGAACACCCAGGAUCAGGAAGUGAAAGCUGCUCAUGUGGCAGGUGACAGCAAUGCUAAUGCAAGAAGAACUGAACAGAGCAAAAACACCAAACCUAAAGUGCUGCUUUCUGCCACUCAGCUGAUUUUGCGUCUGGGAACCACCUUAUUGGUUUCAGUUCUUAUUUUGAUUAUAGGUGUUGCCUUUUAUAUUGCUUUCCCUGUACCAGGGCUGAGUGCACAGAGCAGGGCCAACUUUACUCUGAACGGGGCCAAUGACUCCACUCCCACACCAGUGACUCUGAACCUUACACUAGACUUCUGAUAUAUAUUUAACUUCCAAGUAUUGACUUCUCGUGGCUGCACAUAGUUCUCACAGAUGUAUUCACAGAGAGAAAAGUGUCAAAUUCCUUCCUAGUUGCAGAUCUUCUCAUGAACCAGAGGUCUCAUUUAGUAAAAACCUGAUGUUUGCUACUCGUGCUACCUUGUGUAGAGAAAAACGUCUCAGUGCUGCACUGCCAAGCAAAUCCACAGAAAGCUGGAAGAAAUAUCAAAUGAGAGGGAAUCUGGCAGGAUUAGCAAAGGUCUUGUUACAAAGAUCAUGUUUUAACCAGCUCACAGCUGAGAUGUUUUAACUGGAGCAACAAGGUAGGUUACAAAUCCUCUCUGAAUAAUCACACGGGCAUCAACCAACAGAUGUUUUCUCACAGAUAGCUUUUUUGUUUUUCAACCUGUUCUUGACUUGAUUUACAUAUUGCACUGUGAGAUAUAUGUUGAAGCUUACUGACCUCAAAUCAUUUUCUCAUGUUUUAACUUUAAUAUUGACUGUAAAUAUGUGAUGCUAAAUUUACAUGUC
This is a messenger RNA of Archocentrus centrarchus (flier cichlid), 2469 nucleotides long. Its product is annotated as multidrug and toxin extrusion protein 1-like. The transcript has 17 exons. Gene Ontology annotation, cellular component: membrane. NCBI's taxonomy places the organism in Eukaryota, Metazoa, Chordata, Actinopteri, Cichliformes, Cichlidae. Gene Ontology annotation, molecular function: xenobiotic transmembrane transporter activity; antiporter activity. The record is from RefSeq and is a predicted model, not a curated record. Gene Ontology annotation, biological process: xenobiotic detoxification by transmembrane export across the plasma membrane. The coding region runs from base 1 to 1938 and encodes 645 amino acids.